AUGAAAAGACCCGCAUCUCCUUUGGAAAAAACAGGUCAGUUCUGCUGUGCUCCAAGUCUGUCAAUCACUUCUGAUACUUUGAUUGAAUUGACCAAUUUAGUUGAGGCUUUGAGAGAGAAACUUGCCAAUGCUGGUCUCAACUCUGUAUCGCAAGAAAUUGAAAUGUUGAAAGACAAAGUUGCUGGUAUAAAAACUACGCUACGGGCUUUGGAGGACACAAUUCAACGAGGUGUGGAGGAGAUGGAUAGUAAAGCUGCCCAGGAUGUUAAGCUCCUGUACCCCGUUAUGGUAGAUCAUACAAAAGAAAUUACUUUAGUCAAGCUCAAGCUCGACAGUCUACAAGCUCAAGUUGAAGAUAUACAAGAUGAGGCCACCCGUGAAUACCAACAUACCCGAGCACUUGAGAUUGUUGUCCAGAAGCUCAUAGAUGCCUCUCCAGCUCACAGCCAUAUUGAUGUCAGAUUUGAGAUAGAAAAUUUCAGCGAUGAGCGUUAUCAUUAUCAUCAAGUACAUCUCCAAGACCCUAUAAGUGUAGAGGCUCCUGUAUCAGAUCCCACCCUUGGAUCCUAA
This is a messenger RNA of Melampsora larici-populina 98AG31, 570 nucleotides long. RefSeq lists its product as uncharacterized. NCBI's taxonomy places the organism in Eukaryota, Fungi, Basidiomycota, Pucciniomycetes, Pucciniales, Melampsoraceae. The record is from RefSeq and is a predicted model, not a curated record. The transcript is spliced from 3 exons. Bases 1 to 570 code for a protein of 189 amino acids.